Messenger RNA from Lolium perenne, 807 nucleotides. RefSeq lists its product as uncharacterized. The record is from RefSeq and is a predicted model, not a curated record. Lineage: Eukaryota; Viridiplantae; Streptophyta; Magnoliopsida; Poales; Poaceae.
CAACGGGAGGCAUGGGCCUUACCAGUUUCUUAAUUUCUUUUCAUAUGGAUUGCUACCACGUCAUCUUUAGUAGUGGGCCCAGUCCAACUCACCAAAUUAUGCCACCUCAGCCCUGACUAGUGGGUCCUGCUUGUGAAAUUCCCUGUCAAUUCGUGUUUAGUUCGCGUUUAGUGUAUUCCGCAAAAAACUUUACAAAAUCUGGUAGAUUUUUGUCCCGCAAACGUAAACUGGUGGUAUACGGUAAAUUUCACCAUCAAAGUGGUGGUUUUAUGCUAUUCACUCACUUCAACGCCAUGGGCGCCGAGUUGGCUAAAAUUUCACAUCUCUCGUACGAGGAGAAGUUGGACUUCGUCAGUAAGAAUAUGGAACGAUUCAAGAAGCCUAAUGCCUUUGGAAGAUUCCCCAACAAAGGCAAGGCCAAAGCCAAAGAAGAGGAAGAGGAAGAGGAAGAGAAGAGCCAUGUGGAGGAUGAGAAUGAAGAGGAGGAGAAGAGCCAUGUCGAGGGUGAGAAUGAAGAGGAGGACACGGAGAGCGAUUCUGAAGAUGAGGAGGACGAGAUGGAUGAGGAUGAGUUGAUGGUUAAUAACACUAAGCGUGCUACUGAUGGACAGCUUCAAGUCCCUCAUGAAGGUGAACGAGAGUGCAAGAAGCCAAGAUAUGCACAAGGUUCUAGCUAGUUUCCAGGCUGAGGAUGCCGCAUUUAGUCGGUAAUGCUUUUUGUGUAAACACUUGUGCAGUGUCAUGUGACGACCUUGUUUCUUCAAAGGUCAAAUUUUCUUCUUCAAACUAGUGAAUUUAUAGUCUGAU